AUUAGUUAGAAAGAUUGCACAAUGGAAUGAAGAAAUACAACGGAUGCUUUUUGUAGGUGUUGCCGUUUUAGACUACGUUGUACGAGAAGUUACUGAUGUUUAUUUUUCUCAAGCAUGAGCUGGAAGCCGGCGCAGGUUCUUACAAGCUGCAUUAAGACAUUUGUUUUGAUUGUCGUUUUAAUAAAUCCGUUUCGUUUACUGUAGUUGCGCAGUCGUGCUUGCACACAUGAUGGGAAAGGGAAGACGUCUGCAAAUCUCUUCUGAACAUAUGCCGUUUUUAUUUCAAAUGUUCACGCCAACAUUAACUUAUUUAAGCAAAUGGUGUUUCUUGCCAUUUUGAUGCUGAACGAGAAACCUUGCGCACUGCAGUAAACGAUUCUUUUAUUAGAUAAAUUAUUAGGUACAUUAUAUACCAAAUCAUUAUUUUGUUUCUUUCAUUUGGACUAGUCAAGACUGUGUUUAUCAAGACGACUGAAAAUAAUAACAAAAAACCCUGCAAAACCAUGGGCCGUUUGUUUUUUUUAAAUUAGCAACAAAGCAACAGGAAACACAUUGGUUGGGAGGAGAGGAUGCAAGCUUUGGUUGGGAGAACGCACAACCCGCCCUUUAAUAAUCGCACAUGAAUACAUUUCACCCAGUUUUCGUGAUGAAAGUAUUACGCAGAAAAAGGAUUGUUUUAUUUAUCGCCUACAUUUUGCUUAUAAUUUUAACCAUGCUGAACCUGGCUAACUAUAAAUGGACUAAGGAGCCACAGCAAUGCAAUCACCAGAUGAGAAGCACUCCCUACCAGAGCCGGUCAGAUAUCCGUUAUUUAUACAGAUCAUCCAUGCCUAAAAAGAGACAGCUCGUAUACGUUCUUACCACAUGGAGAUCUGGAUCGUCUUUUUUCGGUGAGUUAUUUAACCAAAAUCCUGAGGUGUUCUUUUUCUAUGAACCGAUGUGGCACAUCUGGCAGAAGCUGUACCCGGGGGACGCUGUGUCUCUCCAAGGCGCUGCUAGGGACAUGCUGAGCUCUUUAUACCGGUGUGAUCUUUCUGUUUUCCAGCUUUACAACUCGCCGGGAGGCAAGAAUGUAACUUCCCUUGGGUUAUUUGGGGCUACACUAAACAAAGUGAGCUGUUCCUAUCCUCUUUGUUCAGCAUAUAGGAAAGAUGUGGUCGGUAUGGUGGAUGAUAAAGUGUGUAAAAAAUGCCCCCCGCAAAGCCUGAGGCUGCUGGAAGAAGAAUGUCUCAAGUACAGCACUGUUGUGAUUAAAGGAGUUCGCAUUUUGGACAUCAAUGUUUUAGCUCCAUUGAUGGAGGAUCCGUCUUUAGACGUGAAAGUUAUACACUUAGUCAGAGACCCCAGGGCGGUGGCAAAUUCCCGAAUUAAAUCGAGGCACGGCUUGAUAAGAGAAAACUUGCAGGUUGUGAGAAGCAGGGACACGAAACUUCGCAGGAUACCAUUUGUGGACCCAAACCACAAAAUGAACAAAAAAGACGGUUCUGAUUACCAUUCCAUUGGGGCAAUGGAGGUGAUAUGUGACCGGACCACAAAGACUCUUCGAACUGCGCUAAACCCGCCCAGUUGGCUUAAGGGGAAAUACAUGGUGGUACGUUAUGAGGAUUUAGUUGAAGAUCCUAUAAAAACUGUAAGAGGCGUGUAUCGCUUUGUAAACCUGUCUGCUAGUCACGACAUCGAGUCUUUUGCACUUAACAUGACGAGUGGGUCCAGCUCUUCCUCCAAACCUUUCAUCGUCUCCUCCAGGAAUGCGACGCAAGCAGCUAGUGCUUGGAGGACUGUGCUAAAUUUUCAGCAGAUUAAACAGGUGGAAGAUUAUUGUCAUCAUGCUAUGACAUUCCUAGGUUACGAACGUGUUAAAACCGCUGGAGAGGUAAAGGAUUUGAGUAAGUCUCUUCUGACAGUUCCCAAACUGUGAAAAUGUUAUCACCAAAGACCAUAACAAUGUAUGUUAUUUAAUCAGCGUUUUAAAGACUUUCACAGCACAUACUGAGCGAAUGUAGUUUCUUUUAUUAUCAUUAUUUUUUUUAAAAUAAAAAAAGAUAAUGUAGUGUAAUGGGUCGAGACCACUGAACGUUUUUAUAAACGAUGUUUAAAAGAUAAGUCGGCCUAUACAUUUUACUGUUUACAUUUUUCAACUAUAGAAACGUGUCAGUUGCUUUUGACUCCUAACACCACUAUUGAGGAGUUUAUGUACAUACUUCCUAAAUCUUGUUGCGCAUAGGCCCAAUCCAUGUUGUUAUAUUGAACAUUGUGACAGAACUGUUUUGAAGUUGAACUCAUAAAGAUGCUUGCACUUAAAAUGUGUAUGUUUCAUGCAGACAUUGUGCAUGUAAGUACUGGGCCAGUGUUAACAAAGACAAUCAUUAAAGAAAAAAGAAAGAAAAAUAUUGUCAUUUGGUUUAAGUUCACAACUUAAUUUAACUUUUCUGUGUUAGAUACAGAAAAAAGAUUUAAACCUUGUGGUACUUUGACUGUAGAUUCACCUAAAAAUGCAAGCUUCUGUCCUUGAAGCCUUCCUCUCAGUCUGAGUUUCUUACAUAACUUUUUUUUUUUUUAAUUCGAUAUCGCUCGAUAUAUAUUAAAUACUUGUCAAAAUUGGUCCAUAAAUUAAAUUCAAUUUCUGAAAUGUGUAAUAGCUAUUUUUUAAAACGUUAUUGCGCACGGUAUUUAAAAUGAUACAACUUUUAAAUUUCUACAUAUAUCAGCAUCAAAAUGCUGUUAUAGUGCCUUUGUUAACUGUGAACAUAACUCCUAGGGAAGUAUUCCUAUUUGUGAGAUAAACAGAUUUGUGCAUUUGGAAAGGACUAAUCUUAACCUUCUCUUAAAAAAAAAAUGCAGGUGUUUGUAUUUUAGUACAGGGAUUCGCCGCAGUUAACUGUUUAAAAAAAAAAUAAAUAAAUAAAUACGUUUCUACCAAUAGUUUAAUACACCACCCUACAAGUAAAUCAUGAUCAUCAAACAUAUGUAUUUAUAGGAAUAGUAAUAGUCAUAUUAAAUAGACAUAGAAUAUUAAAAGCCUUGCAUUACACACAUCUCUCUUUAUAAUUCACAGAAUAGUCAAUAUUUCAAAUACAUAUGUAGUUGUGAAACAUGAAAACCUGCUCUCUCUGCUGUAUUUCCACAGCUCAACCCUGUACUGCUGAAGUAUCCAGCUUGUUCCUUCUGUGGAGGCUGGGGGGAUUGAACCAGUCAUGUGAUUAUGCUUGUGCAAGGAAAUUGAAGCAUGCAUUAAAGAAUUUAACUUUUCUUUUUGGGCUGAACAGCAAGAUCUCAAGUCUGUUAUCACUCUGUAAAUCAGGUCUCAGUUUCUACAACAUUGCCAGUACAGUAAUGCUUUAGCUUUGUGCAUUACAUUUAGGAAUCGGAAUGUGAUCUUGAAAAUUACUUUCUUUGACAGGAAUGUGGACCAGUUUGCAGCAUAUCAGAAAUGUGCAUUUGUAUUUUGACCAAAUAAAACCGUUUGCAAGCAUUGAGCAAGCAUGGAUAUGACUUCAUAAAGACACUAUAGUAUAUACUGUAGUGUAGGGCUAAAUAUGA
Messenger RNA from Polyodon spathula (Mississippi paddlefish), 3540 nucleotides. RefSeq names its product carbohydrate sulfotransferase 2-like. Gene Ontology annotation, molecular function: N-acetylglucosamine 6-O-sulfotransferase activity. Lineage: Eukaryota; Metazoa; Chordata; Actinopteri; Acipenseriformes; Polyodontidae. The transcript has a single exon. The record is from RefSeq and is a predicted model, not a curated record. The coding region runs from base 620 to 1918 and encodes 432 amino acids. Gene Ontology annotation, cellular component: Golgi membrane. Gene Ontology annotation, biological process: carbohydrate metabolic process; sulfur compound metabolic process; N-acetylglucosamine metabolic process.